CCACAGGACAUGGAAUUGGUAGAGAAGUUCAGGGUAUUAAAAUUGCAUAUCCUACAUUCACUAGCUGGAGGAAAGAUGGAAUGUGUUGAAUAGAGCCAUGUCUCUGGGUCCAAGUCCCCACUAUGUCCAUGUGAGCAUGCUUGGACAGGGCCCGCCUGCCUCUGCCACAUGUGCCCCAGCUAAACUGAUGUGCAGGGUCACCCAAUGCCACACCCUGUGACUGUUACCUAACCCCACAGGUGGCUCCCAGGUGCAGGGUGCUGGCCACCUGGCACAGCCCUCUGUUCUGUCAGAUGGUCUAGACCUGGCUUUUCUGAGGAUCCUCCACUUAUCCAUUCUCACUGGCAGAUGUCUCUGAGCAGGGGCAUGAGGCUGGCAGAGGGCCAGGUCACCCUGAGGGCGCCCCUCUUGCUGUUUGCACUCUGGGCAGUGCUGGCUCCUGUGCAGGGUUCUCAAGGGCAUCCCUCAUGGCGCUACAUCUCCUCUGAGGUGGUAAUUCCCAAGAAGGAGCUUCACCAUGGCAAGGGUGUUCAGAUGCCUGGCUGGCUGUCCUAUAGCCUGCGUUUUGGGGGCAAGAGACAUGUUAUCCACAUGCGACGCAAGAAACUGUUUUGGUCCAGACAUCUGCUGAUGAUGACUCAGGAUGAUCAGGGAGCCUUGCAGAUGGACUACCCCUACAUCCCUCCAGACUGUUACUACCUCGGCUACCUGGAGGAUAUUCCUCUUUCCAUGGUCACCAUGGACACGUGCUAUGGGGGCCUUGAAGGUAUCAUGAAGUUGGAUGACCUUGCCUAUGAAAUCAGACCCCUCAGAGAUUCCCAAUGGUUUGAACACAUUGUUUCUCAGAUAGUGGCAGACAUCAGUGCAACAGGACCUACUUACAAACUGGGAUAUAAGGAGGAUAGGGACCCCCUGUUCUCUCAGAAAACUGCCAGUAUAGCCCCCAGGAUCAAUAAUAGGAUAUUUUCGUCCCAUAAAGGCAUGAUAAGAGGAUUUGCUCAAAGUUCCAAUUCAAUGUAUCGUGUAUAUAAUAAUAUGACAUUGUGUAUAAAAUUCAUGAUAGAUAUGGUUAGUUUAAUAGACUCAACGUACAAAGGUCUUGACAUAAGGUACCAUCUUACUGCAGUUCUUGUAUUUGAUGUAAGAGAUCCAGUCAACAUGAAUGAUUAUAGAAUUCCAGGUGGUGAAUACUACCAAUUCCACCAUACCUACUUGUACAAUGUCAUACAACCUAGUGCAUCCUUCAUUGUGGUUAAAGACGGGCCAGAAGAUUAUCAGUACAACCCUAGAAUGUUUGGCUUCUGCUCUUCUCAAAGCCUACGUAUGGUUGGUCACCUAGGCAGACAUUAUUUAUUGUUAGCUGUGGUAACAUCUCAUCUCUGUGGAAGAAGCUUGGGUCUGUAUUUUGAUGAUCAUGAUUGCAGCUGCCAGAGGAGGUCCAGCUGCAUCAUGCACAGAUACCCUGGGUUGACAGAUUCCUUCAGUAACUGUUCUUUUGUGCACAUUCAAAACAUGCUGAGUACUGAAAAGCAUUGCCUAUUUAGUGAACACCUGAAGUUGUUCAACGCAAGCCUGACACACAUACGUUGUGGAAACUCUAUAGUGGAGGAUAGGGAGCAGUGUGACUGUGGCUCCUUCAAGGAGUGUAAUGCCAACCCCUGCUGUAGUAAUGACUGCAGAUUUGAGAGUACAUUUCUCUGUGAUAAAGGAUUGUGCUGUACAAACUGCACCUUCUCCGCUGCUGGGACGCUCUGCAGACCAAUCCGAAAUAUCUGUGACCUUCCAGAGUACUGCCAAGGGGGAUCUUCUGGCUCCCCUGAUGAUUUCUACAUGCAGGAUGGAACCCCGUGCAGUGAAGAAGGCUACUGCUAUCAUGGGAACUGCACUGACCGUACUAUGCACUGCAAAGAAAUCUUUGGUGCAAGCACUGUGGAGGGUCCAGAUGUCUGCUACCAGAUUAAUAAAAAAGGCCACCGAUUUGGACACUGUAGAAGAGAGUUUUCAGCCAGACGCUUUAUUCAAUGUCAUGACCGAGAUGUCAAGUGUGGAAGGCUGCAGUGUACCAAUGUCACUCACCUCCCUCGGUUGCAGGAACACGUUGGAUUCCAUCAGUCUAAAAUCUCAGGAGUCUGGUGUUGGGGACUAGAUGAACAUCGUGCCACAGGAACAACUGAUGUUGGUCAUGUGAGAAAUGGUACCCCCUGUGCUCCUGGAAAGUUCUGUCAGAAUUCCCUCUGCAAUGCUACUAUACGUGAAAUAAAUUACAACUGUUUGCCUGAGAAAUGCAAUCGUAGGGGGAUUUGCAACAAUAACAGGAACUGCCAUUGCCACAUAGGUUGGGAUCCUCCAUUUUGCAAAUUACGAGGUGCUGGUGGGAGCACAGACAGUGGACCCCCUCCAAGAAGAAUGCGGUCAGUCAGGCAAAGUCAGGAAUCCGUGGUAUAUCUCAGAGUGAUCUUUGCUCGAAUUUAUGCUUUAAUCACUACAUUCCUCUUUGGCAUCGCCACAAAUGUCAGAACUGUCAAGACAGUGAAAGUUAAGGAAGAGAUUGCUGGUGAAGGCAAUCCAUAAGUCAGCCUCCAGAACCCUGAACAACUAUAGGCAAACCACCUGGUGCAUCUGUGAAAAUACAGUAAUGAGAAGUCAAAGCUGACAUCCAUGUUUCCAGGAGUCCCCAGGCACAUCACGGCUCUGACACCAGGUCUCUCAUGGGUCACUGACCAGCACUCUGAAAUAAAACUUGAAAACUGCAUGCUUGUGGCCUCUAUGUAUCUUGUAAGCCUGUAAGAGCCCAAACUGAGCCCAAGACUCUGCGCAGGGGACCUGAGGGGACAGCAGCUGUGUCCUGAACUGAGGUGUCCGGUUCCAGAAUUAAGAGAAUUUGACACAAGCUCUUUUAGGGACAAAUUCAUGAGUUUUCUCCAAAACUGUGCUCUUGCACACUGAGCUUUUUCUCAUUUUCCAGGUAAUUUCUCCUUCCCCGGUCCCAAUGUGGGUUCAGGGUAAUGGAGGGCUACCACCCACCCACACUGCCUGUCCCACACUGGGGUGUCUGUGGGUAUGAGGGAAGGGGACCAGAGUUAGGUUCCACGUAGCGCAAGCUGUGCCUCCCUGGAGAGCAAAUUUCCAAAUGUGGGAGACUGAGACCAUGAGGCUGAAACUAGCACCCAAUGAAAUCAACCAGAAAGGUAGGCACAAGUGCCUAUGGAUGACUCUGGCAUCCAGAGAGAGCCCAGUUAAUGUGAAUCCCUCUCUCUUUCUUUUGCCUACUUUUCAGUGAGCUGAACAGUGACCGUAGUUGAGCCGUGGUGAAUGUCAGAUGGCAGUCUUCAGAACAGGAUUGUGCCAGUGGAAAACCAGUCUAUGCAUAUCUAAAUA
Molecule: messenger RNA, 3378 nt
Organism: Acinonyx jubatus (cheetah)
Lineage: Eukaryota; Metazoa; Chordata; Mammalia; Carnivora; Felidae
Product: disintegrin and metalloproteinase domain-containing protein 21-like
Exons: 1
Coding region: 349-2571 (740 amino acids)
Biological process (GO): male gonad development; proteolysis
Cellular component (GO): sperm head plasma membrane; external side of plasma membrane; plasma membrane
Molecular function (GO): metalloendopeptidase activity
Source: RefSeq, a predicted model, not a curated record